CGCUGCGAAUAUCUCCCGCCUAUUUUCUUGUGCAUUGCAUUUACUUAAAGUUCAAUAAGUUUACGCUGUAUUUGAUCAUUUUAAUAAUAAUUGGGUGUAAUAAUACAUAACCUUAACAAAAUUAGCUUGUAAAUCAUGGAAAAUACUGAGAUUUAUAUACCCGAUGAAAUUAUGGGCAAACUCCAAAAUUUCCACAUUGCCAUGGAGAAGAUGGAAGAAACUUUGCAACCUCUACUGAAAACAAACAUUAAUUCUUCUGACAUAAAGCUAAGUCCUUUGGAUAGAGCUCGAUUAAACUUGGCUAGCGGAUAUGCUUUGAAUUCUUUAUUUUGGAUGUUUUUAAAUACCUUAGGAGUGAAUCCUAAAGAUCAUGGAAUCAGAGUUGAGCUGGAGCGAUAUAAAAGUUUCAUGCAAAGAAUAAAGGAAAUAACUGAUAAAGACAAAGCUCCUGUUUUAAACAAAGAUGCUGCUCAAAGAUUUGUUAGGAAUGCUUUGUGGGAACCAAAUGAACAGAAAGAAACUUCUGACUGUUCAUCUAAUCAAGCUUUAAAUGUUAAAGAAGACAAAAGAAAUUGUAGUUUUACAGACCAUGGGAAGAAAAAGAAAAGAAGACACUGAUACGUUACUGUAAAAAUAUGUAAAUAGUCAACUUUUUAAUAAAAUUUACUUUGAAGUAAA
Molecule: messenger RNA, 678 nt
Organism: Parasteatoda tepidariorum (common house spider)
Lineage: Eukaryota; Metazoa; Arthropoda; Arachnida; Araneae; Theridiidae
Gene: Rrp47
Product: Ribosomal RNA processing 47
Biological process (GO): maturation of 5.8S rRNA; regulation of gene expression
Cellular component (GO): exosome (RNase complex); nucleolus
Molecular function (GO): DNA binding; RNA binding
Source: RefSeq, a predicted model, not a curated record